AUGAAUCAGAGCCUCAAGGUGUUGAGAGGUCUCAAUUUCAUCAGAUAUCACCUAGACACAGAGUUGGAUGAGGCCAGAACAAACGGCAGACUAUCCGAUGAACAUGACUUCUUUGGAUCCAUAGGGUCAGGAAAGCCAGAAGCAGGGGAGCUGGAGAGGUACCUGUCAUGUCUAUUCACUGGAGUAAAAUUGUUGGAUACUCGACCCACCUCUGUUUCAGAGUCAGAGAGCCGUGUCUCUCUACAGUCAGAGGUUUUUGUACGGCGGCUCAAUGAGUUUGUAUCACUGUGGUUCACGUUCGGUGGAGGAACCAGACUGGAAUUUGGAUGUGAUGUCCGUCCUGCCCUAACAGUGCUGCCGCCCUCUAGUGAGGAGCUGAAGCAGGGGACUGCAACAAUCACAUGUCUGGCCAACAAGGGCUUCCCCUCAGACUGGAGGCUGUCCUGGAAGGUGGAUGGCAGCAGCAGCAGCAGGUGGGAGGAGAGCAGGAGCAUUGUGGUGCAGAAUGAUGGCCUCUACAGCUGGAGCAGCACCCUGAGGCUCCCUGCAGACCAGUGGGAGAAGGUGGGCUCUGUGACCUGUGAGGCCACCCAGGGCUCGCAGGCUCCAGUCUCAGAGAAACUGAGGAAAUACGAGUGUUCCUAGUCCUGACUCAACUCACUGGUUUUACUGCUCUCUGCAUUUUUUUUUACUGCUCUUUUACAUUGCGUAAAAAUAAAGAUUUAUUCAUCAAAUCAGCUGUUUUCAUUGGAUAAAAAAAAAUUCCAACCAAUUCCAGCGAACCAUCAAUCACGGUGCAAUAUUUAAAUGAUUUCCUAAUAUAUAAAAAAUAUUGUGGACAUCAAAAAUGAAAAAGAAAAGAAAAGCGAAUCUAUAAAAACAGGUUUUUGGCAGUUAUUUAAAUUUACGUACUUUGUAGUAUUGUUAAUGAUUUAAAUGCUUUAAAUAAAUUGUAAAAAUAUUCCAAUAGAGACGUUCAUGUGUUCAAUUUAGCUGCUGAUGUGUGAUAAUCAACCUUGCAAUGCUUCUUCAGAUCAACACGUCUCUUUCUCAGACACAGGUGACACUCACAUGUGCUGUAUCACUUCAUGUUAUUUUUUUUACUUUAAUUACAAGUGAAACUCAGAGAAAAAGAUUAAAAAAUCAUUACACACACCAGCAUCACCCAGUUUUAAGUAGUUGUAGCUGCAUUAACUUUUCUUUGUGGUGGUUUCCAUCAUGUAUGACUCUGUGGUGACUUCUUCUGUUGAGCGUAACAUAACCAGUAAAAGAUCAUGACUGGUUACUGUAUCCUGAAUGAUGACACGCUUACCUGCUUUAUUCAAAGUCACUGGACAAAAUCCAGAAUUAGAUUAUCAGAUUAAAUACGAUUAAAAAAAUAUCUAAACAGGAGAUAUAAAUGUUGUGCAUUCCCACAUAAGGUGGGACACCUGGUCAUCUUAUCUGCUCUUUCAUGUGCAUUGGGGACAGUUUGUGAGGUAAAAUGGUUAAUUCUCCAAAGUUUUUAGAAAAGAAAGCCGAUUUUACAAAGGGAACUUUUGAAUUUAUAUAUUUAAAAUACUUUUUGAAAAUUCUGGUGGGGCACUUCUGCCCAUUGAUCCAUCCAUCCAUUGUCUCCAAGUGUUGGGUUGUGGUCGCAACACGCUAAACAUACCCCCUGAACUCUACUGAACUCUACAGUUUGAUCCACUGCCUAGAAUCCCUGAUACUCAAGUGCUAGAUGACUGUAAUCACUAUCAGUAAUAAGCAAUUUAGUUUUUUCACCUCUCAGCUGGUACCAGUAUAACAUAUGCUGCAAAUAUAAACAUUGUGGCUGGUUUUAGACUUGAUGGUGACGGAGCCUCACAGAAUAGAGCUCACUGCUCCACUCUGAGUCACUGUGACCUGGAGUUUGGACUCUAAAGGUGCUGGUUUUGUUUUACUUCUUCUCUCAGUCAUCACUGUCUCUUACUCUCUUUCUUUCUCUCAUCAGACUAAAUAAAGAUUCAGACUUUCAUAUUUUCUUCCUCUUGAUGACUCAUCGAUACAUCAUAUGAUAUUUUAUGAAACCCUGAAAAAACAAUGAACAAAUAAAUCAAUAAAAACAAUUGUUAUGUCUUCUGUAUCUAUAGAUACAAACCAUCACACUGAGUGAUUCAAGAGAAAGUAGUAGUUCAACCUUUCAGAAAAACAAAUUAAUACAAUAUUUUUUCUCAGAAAAGUUUAUAUAAAAUGUAAAAAUGACAUGC
Molecule: messenger RNA, 2228 nt
Organism: Oreochromis aureus
Lineage: Eukaryota; Metazoa; Chordata; Actinopteri; Cichliformes; Cichlidae
Product: immunoglobulin lambda-like polypeptide 5
Exons: 4
Coding region: 1-645 (214 amino acids)
Source: RefSeq, a predicted model, not a curated record